CACACACUCAAGAGCUGCCAAAAAUUUCCAACCUCCGCCCCCCUCCCGAGCUGACUUCCUUCCAGCGUUUCCUGAGCAGGACGAUCCUGGGAUUUGUAAGACAGGAAAAAAGGGACGGCGCGAGGGCGGGCGAGGGGACGGGAUGCUCGCUGUUCGCGGUCCCCCAGCGGUCUGAAGGCAGAACGAGCGCGGGCCUAGGGCGGAGCACACUCACAGCUCCGGGGCGGUCCCCUCGCCGCCGCGUCCCGGCCCCAGCUCCUCGCAAGGCUCAGCGGAGAAGAGCGGGGAGACACCGAGGGAGCCCGAGUAGGGAGGUGACACCCGCCCGGGGCGGUGCACGGCCCGAUCUGCGCGCCCAUGCCGACCCACGGCGCCGCUCUGCUCCGGUGAUCCGACCCUGAAACCCUCGUCAGCCGAGCGGAGCAGAGAGCAGAGACGGAGGGGCAGCCUCUGUGGGACUAACUCAUGAAGAACAAGGGUGCCAAGCAGAAGCUGAAACGAAAGGGAGGCGCCAGUGCGUUUGGAUGUGACCUGACAGAGUAUCUGGAAAGUUCGGGACAGGAUGUUCCAUAUGUGCUGAAGAGCUGUGCCGAAUUUAUAGAGACUCAUGGCAUUGUGGAUGGAAUCUACCGUCUCUCAGGCGUCACCUCAAACAUCCAGCGGCUAAGGCAAGAGUUCGGCUCAGAUCAAUGUCCAGACCUGACAAGGGAAGUGUACCUCCAAGACAUCCACUGUGUGGGCUCCCUGUGCAAGCUCUACUUCAGGGAGCUGCCCAACCCCCUCCUGACCUACGAGCUCUAUGAGAAAUUCACGGAAGCAGUGUCUCAUUGCCCGGAAGAAGGCCAGCUGGCCCGAAUCCAGAAUGUUAUCCAGGAGCUUCCCCCGCCCCAUUAUAGGACCUUGGAAUACCUGAUUCGACACCUGGCCCACAUCGCCUCAUUCAGCAGCAAGACCAACAUGCACGCCAGGAACCUGGCCCUGGUGUGGGCCCCAAACCUCCUCAGGUGUAAAAAAAUCGAAGCCACUAUAUACAAUGGAGACGCAGCCUUUCUGGCAGUCCGGGUCCAGCAGGUGGUGAUUGAAUUCAUACUGAACCACGCCGAUCAAAUCUUCAACAGUGGUGCUCAAGGGCCUCUGCAGCAGGAUGAAGGCCGUAUCAUCACAAAGAGCCUGACGCUGCCAGCCCUGUCCUUGCCCAUGAAGUUGGUAAGCCUGGAGGAGGCUCAGGCCCGAAGCCUGGCGACAAACCACCCUGCUCGAAAGGAAAGACGAGAGAACAGCCUGCCUGAGAUCGUCCCUCCCAUGGGCACCCUCUUCCACACAGUCCUUGAGUUACCAGACAGCAAGAGAAAGCUUUCCAGUAAAUCAAAGUGGAAAUCAAUAUUUAACCUGGGGCGUUCUGGAUCAGACUCGAAAUCUAAGCUGAGCAGAAAUGGGAGUGUGUUCGUGAGAGGACAGAGGCUCUCAGUGGAAAAGGCUACUAUCCGACCAGCUAAAAGCAUGGACUCGUUGUGUUCAGUGCCUGUGGAAGGGAAAGAAAGCAAAGGAAAUUUCAAUCGUACAGUCACCACUGGUGGAUUUUUCAUUCCAGCCACAAAAAUGCACACGAGCAGCGCUGGCAGUUCCUGUGAUCUCAGCAAGGAGAGUGAAUGGGGUCAGGAGGGGAUGCCUGCUGGGGCUGAGGGGGGCUGUGAGGUGAGCGGUCAGAUCCGGCCCCUGCCUGAGCAGCUGAAGGUGUUCCGCCCCAUCGGGGACCCUGAAAGUGAACAGUCCGCCCCGAAGCUUCUGGGGAUGUUCUACACCUCCAGCGACAGUCCUGGCAAAUCCGUCUUCACCAGCAGCUUGUUCCAGAUGGAGCCUUCACCGCGCCACCAGCGAAAGGCGCUCAACAUCUCGGAGCCCUUCGCAGUGUCCGUGCCACUCCGCGUAUCCGCGGUCAUCAGCACAAACAGCACUCCGUGCAGAACACCCCCCAAAGAGCUGCAGUCUCUCUCCAGCCUAGAAGAGUUCUCUUUCCAAGGUUCAGAAAGCGGAGGAUGGCCAGAAGAGGAGAAGUCCCUGGGAGCUGAGUCUUUUCCAGCUUCUGCGGCUAAGACGGCAGCUCCCGAGGACUCCAUGCCAGAACCUGAAGCUCUGGCGACAGCGGAAUGUAGCCAAGGCCCUCCCCUGGACCCAGGUACCCAAGUGGAGAGGAAACCCUUGGAAAUAUCCCUGGGAUCUCAAGGGAUCUCAAGGGCACCAGAGAAGAGGCCGAAUGCAGAGACGGUGGUGAAAGAGAGCCUGGGGACUGGGCAGCUGAAGACAACCACUCCACAAGAUAGCCUCAAGGCCAGGACCGAAGCAACGCUUCUCCAUGACAUGGAUGAAGAUGACCUAGGUCACACUCUGAUCUGGCCUGAGAUUCAACAGGAACUGAAAAUCAUUGAGUCGGAGGAGGAGCUCUCGUCAUUGCCACCCCCUGCUCAGAAGACAAGCCCAAUCACUGAGUUAGGUCCAGCACCAUUUCCCUUCCCAGAGGCAUCUGGGAGCUCGCCCUGUAGCUCUACACCUCUGCAGGUGUGUACCAGGGACUCAGCCAAUCAGAGCACACAGGGGGCUGCCAUUCUUGCCAAUAGAGGGAAUCUGGAGCCUGUCUGCAGCCUCCCUGAGUCAGAGUCUAAGCAGGGACUCAGCCCAGACCCAGCCAGUCUAGCGCCUCUGCAGAUACUUUUGUUUGAGAAGGUGUCUUCUCCAGCUAGGAUAGAUAUGGGAGGCCCAAGAAAUCUCUCCCCUCCACUUCCUCCUGCUCCUCCACCUCCAACUCCUCUGGAGGAGGAGCCUCGAGUCUUGCUGUCAAAAGAAGGAGGCCCUGACAGGGAAGAUGCAUCCAUGGAUUCCAGGACAGAUCCCUACACAGAGCAGCCAAACCCCCAAGUUAACCCUAGCCCCCACCAGAGAGAAGAGGCCAUUACAAGCCCCAAUGAGAAGCAAAAUGCAAAGCCUGCUGCUCCUGAGAGCAAAGGCUCUGGUCUCCCAAGCCCAGCAAAGGAGGCUGAAGUUGCCCCACAAGAAGAGGGGGAUCCCCCUCAUGCAACACAAGAGCCUUCAGACUGCGACGAAGAUGACACUGUGACAGACACUGCUCAGCAUGGCCUGGAGAUGGUAGAACCCUGGGAGGAGCCCCAGUGGGUGACCAGUCCCCUUCAUUCUCCCACCCUGAAAGACGUGCAGGAGUCCCAGGUGCAGUGCCCCCAGGGCCACCGAUUGGAGAGGAGACUUUGCCACAGGCCCAGCCUUCGCCAGAGCCAUUCUCUGGACAGCAAAAGCAGCGGUAAGAGCCACUGGACUCUUGAGAUUCACUUCUCCAGCAGUUGUGCUAAUCUUGAAACAGAGAGGAAUUAUGAGCCUCUGCAGCCCCCGGCAGCCAGGGACAAGAGUGCUGGAUGGGAGGGAAAGGCCCUGAAAGCCUUCAGAGAGUUCUCUGGCCUGAAAGGGUUAGAGGUUCUUCCCAGCCAGAAGGGACAACCUGCUACACCACCCAAACCAGUAGAAACCAACUUCAUCAGUCUGGCAGAAGGAAAGGAGCAGGGACCACAGCUGGAACUCAGCAACCCUCAGAUGAAACACAAUGAUGUUCCCGGGCCAGAAGGCAGCGUGGAGAGUUCGCCUAGGGCUCAAGACAGCACCUCACCUGGGGAGAACACCCUAAAGUCACAGCCUACGAGCACUGAGUGUGGACCCUCAAAAGGGAAACACAGGCCUUCUUCCCUCAACUUGGACUCUGCCACACCCAUCGCUGACCUCUUCCGACUUGAGAAUGGGGCUUCGUUUAGUUCACCUGGAAUAGAGCUCUCUGAACUAAGAAACAUGAAGGUCACCUGGACGACCUCCUCUCCCUGUAAAGUAGCCCCCUGGGGCUCCCAGGACACCCAGGACCUGGACAUUGUUGCCCAUGCUCUGACAGGCCGCCGGAACUCAGCUCCGGUGAGCGUGUCAGCUGUGAGAACCUCCUUCAUGGUCAAAAUGUGUCAAGCCAAGGCUGUCCCUGUCAUCCCACCCAAGAUUCAGUACACACAGAUCCCACAGCCCCUGCCCUCUCAGAGCACAGGGGAAGGUGGAAUUCCGUCUCCAGAGAGGAACCGUGAACCUGGUUCAGCCACGGAGAGCCCUCAGAAACCCACCAAAGAUGAUCCUCCCUCUUCCCUGGAAAGCACAGAGGAAGAGCAACCAAAGCAAGAGGCAGGAGCCUUUGCAUCCCAGAGGAAGGGCAGCACCACAUCCUGCACGUGUGAGGGGUCCCUCUGCUCUCCGGAACCAGGGGCAUCCAGUCUGCUCUCCACACAGGACGCAACCGUGCCUUGCAGAAAGCGCACAUCAGAGACAGAGCCAUCAGGAGACAACCUUCUUUCUUCAAAACUGGAGCGAGCAUCUGAGGGUCCUAAGCCUUUCCACAGGUCAAGGCCAGGAAGACCUCAGAGCCUAAUCUUAUUCCCCAUCAUGGACCACCUACCCUCCUCAUCCACAAUGAUAGAUUCCAAGGUCCUGCUGUCCCCUAUCAGAAGCCCCACUCAGACAGUUUCCCCCGGCCUUCUCUGUGGGGAUUUGGCAGAUAACACAUGGGUCACACCAGAAGGGGUUACGCUUAGGAAUAAAAUGACCAUCCCCAAGAAUGGCCAAAGACUAGAGACUUCAACAAGCUGUUUUUACCAGCCACAGCGGAGAUCGGUGAUUCUGGAUGGAAGAAGUGGGAGGCAAAUAGAAUGAGAGCAGUUGCCCUGCUGGUGUCCGCAAAAAUGUCAGGUUCAUCUGGUAGUCUAGGGCCGACUGGCCAUUUUCCAAGCACAAGUUAGCUGACUGGGGCUUACUUUGGCCUCUGACCACCACCUCUCCCCUACUUGUCCCAUCUCUCCCUCUGUUUUUGACCAUGCGUGAGUUCAUUUGCCAGAAGAGUAGUCAAGGCAAGGAAUAAAAGGUGAGAUUUAAUAAGUCCACAGGAGCAAGUUGGGAAGGUUAGGCGAGGGAAGAGGACGGAAUGCUUGCCUACAAUGGAAAUUGGGGCUCGUCUGUAAGUCACAUUAUUCCUCCGUUACCAUUACCUAUUACUGUCAGGAGCUGGCUGUGUUAGUAUCCCUUGAAAGAAAGGAAAAUCCUUUGCCCGAGUCAGAAAAAUCUUCCUGUUUCGAUAGAAGGCUUCUUCGUGCUUUUUGCUAUUGUCUUUAUAGCAUGUGUUCUUUUACAACAAUUUUCUAAUUAGCUCUGUAAAAGUGUAUUCCCCCUCCCUGCCCCAAAAUAGAAGCAGAUCUGAAAAUGCAAACUAACAUGCACUUAAGCUAUCCAGGUGGGGGAACUUCCUGGGGUUGCUGCAAACCUGUCUGAGGUGAUCCAUGAACCACGUAGAAAAUCAGAAUCAGUACUCCAGAGCAAAGCCCCAGAUAGGCACCACCCACGAACAAUUCCUGGCGCUGGCCUUAUUGUGACCCAACCUUCCACUGUGCUGAGCUCUGAUUAACAAAUCCAUCAGCUAGGCAGACUGAGGACUGUGCUAGGACUGGGAAGUCAUAUAGGUAUGCAGGAGAAUUGUGUUGCGCUUCCUUAAACGUACCAGAAUCCAAGUGUCGUUACAUGUCCUAGAGAAAGGCCUCACAGGAAGGCACAACUUCAUUAUAGACCUGAUGUGUCUAAGUUGGUCAGGUAUUAGGGAGAAACAUUCUAGAAACUCUCCAUCACUAGGCUGUCUGGGCCUAGUGGGACAGAAGAGGAGGCAGGGAGGAGCCCCGGCAGAGUGGCUUCCCUUCUUCUCUCACCAUUACUCAAAGGCAGAUUUAAGAAACUCUCUGUGUCCUAAGUCCCCCUAUCCACUGUCCACCUAAGCCCUGAUUUGCUCUUUGACAUUGUCUAGACACAAGCAGAUGCUGGAAGACUUCUGUGCUUCCCUUCAAAGGCUUAAUGGGGAACUUCAGACUCCAGCCUGGCUGUUCUGUCCAGAGCUCAACCAUCCACAAGUUUCUCAAAAGACUAGCAGUACCUCUGGGCUCACUCCACAGUCAGAGUCAGCCCUGGACUGAGUAGGGGCUAAGCUGAAGUCAACUCCAAUGGGGAUGUGGAAGCAGAUGCACUAUCCCAGAUUUCAAGCCCUCCUCUCCCUCCCUGGUUAACCUUAAGGAUUUGAAAUCCUGACCUAUUCCUUUUAAGCCAGAGCCUGGGACAAGGAAAACUAGUAAGUUAACUAAUGGGAAUGAGCCCAUGUGAGGUAGCAAGGAAAGCAGGUAAUAGGUCUUCAGUCCUUGCUCUCCCAUUGGAUGAGGAAAACAUUGAACCAAUAGCCACUGAGAUGUCAACCCACGAGAAGUCUUGGGACACAGCAUUUCCCCCUAGUCACAAAAGGUGAAGAAAUAUGGUGUGAAGAGAUGAGCAAGGCUGGGAAGAUUUGAAAAGUGCACUCAUGCCCUAUCAAGCUUCCUGCCAGCUUCAGGGUGCUUACAGUGUGUUUUGAUAAUGACUUGUUCUGGUGAGAAUGUGAGACAAAAAGAGCCAAGUACUGAGUUUUCUUAGCCAGCAGGACUUGGAGGCUUUACCAUCUCGGUGUCCUGCUUCUCAAGUGUGGUCCCCUUUUUGAUGGUCUUAGAGCCUAUCAACUGUCACACACAUAUUCAUAAAUGUUAUGGGCUGGAUGAGCCUGGCAUUGAAAUUGUUCCUCAAGAUGCUCUGGGGUCACUCACCAUUUGACCACCAGCUGGGGCUCUCAUAUGGGACUCCUGAGAAUGGCCAGGUAGGAAUCAGACUGCUUGCUCCCAUCCAGGUUCUAGGAAAGUACAGCUGUUGUCAGGACCUGCUGAUGUCCCAAAAAGAGCAGGAGAGUCAUUCCAGAGCAACUACCAGUCUUCAGCAUGGGAUAGCUCAUUUUAAAGAUGGAAGUUCAAGCAAAAUGCAUACAUGUACCCUUUUUGGCAUAUUAUUGUUGCUUAAGACAAUAAUCCAUAUUUAUUUACAAAAUAGUCCUCCCAGGACUUUCUUCCCCUUUUUGGCCAAAAUGGAGUGGAGAAAGAGCAUUUAAUUUUUAUUUUCUAGUUUUAGAAUAUGAAAAGAUCUGGCCAAGACAUCAUUAUGAAAAAUACUAUUAACUUAAUCCAUGCCUUGAAAUUCAAAGUAAUGCCCAAGUUAAAAUUCUGGCUUUUCGGGACACUAAGAAUGACAAUGUCAGCAUUGUACUCAUCAAGUACUUAUCAAAUGCUUGGUAACAAGGCACUAGUUACCUUAGCACUCCUAACACUGUUGAGGAGUCUAAUAAGUAAACAGGGAGGAAUGCUGGCCAAUCAAACAGCCUGAAACAACUGGGAGCAAGGUGCAGACCACCCUUAGACACCAAGAAAAGGCAGGAAGAGCAACUAGCACCUUUCAGUAGGAAUGCUAACAGUAUUCAAAUGACCUACUAAUUUUAAAUAAUCUAAUUAAGCAAAAUUGCAAAUCCAAUAAAAUAUGUCAGUGAGACACUUGGGUGUUGAGAACUUUGUUCUUAAAGGUCAAAGUGAAAAUGAGUAUUUCUGAUAGUUUUCAUGAUCCUCAUUGUUUGUAAGGUCUAACUGUUGGAUGUCUUCUCAUAAACCAAGUAGGACCAAGCUCCACACACCUUAAGAAAGGAUUCGAGAGACUUCGAUCAUCAAAAAAAUGAGUUCAUUUCUGUUGUUGAUAAAGUCACAGAUAGGUCCAAGACAAACUGUUAACUUCAUGUAGUGUUCAGCACACAACAAUCACAUUUGGCUGAAAUUGGGUGGGUAGGUCAUUUGUCUACCAAGCCUUGUGUUCCUACCUUAAGAAGCCCUGAAGAAUAUAAGAUUUGUCUAGGAUUGGGAUGGAAGAAGUUUCCAGUAAGCCAACUCCUGCUUACAUGGAUUAGGACUAUCUUCUAUCAUAGCUGGCCCAUUUGAUGACAACAUGCAUCGUGGGAUUUGCUGGCCAAGAUUUCAGGCAUUUCAAGGAGGAAGGCCAGGUCAAAAUGUGUAAUGACAAAGAAGGUGUCCUCCUUUCCUAGCCAAUCAGAGGUGGAAGAGGGAGUAAAUGCACCUUUCUAGGCAAGAGGAGAAAGAUGGCAAAGGGUGAUUGGCUGAGACCAGCACCAGUCCAGGCAGAAUAAAAUGAUUGGCAUACAGAUUACUUAGCUUGAGGUACAUGAGCAUUGCAGAGAUUGGUUUUCAAUGUGGUCAAAAAAAGAGGUAACUAAUGUAAGAAGCUAUGAAUCCAGUCAUGUGCAUCACUGGAUGAACCCCAAUGCUUUGAAAUGAUGUAAUGCUAUUGUACUUUCUGGCUUAUAAUUCUGCAAAGUAAAGCACUUUUUUUCAAAGAACCCUAUUGGCAGCCAUAUGAUUGAUUGCAAGCUGUUUUUGAACUCUACAAAUGUUUCCAAAGAUAUAAUCAAAAUGUUUUCUAUUCAUGAAAAAAUAUAUUAAACAUACCCAUAGAGAAAUUUAAGUGUAAUUAAGAUAUUGUUAUGUUUUAAAAUGUACUCUAAUAAAUCAUAUAAAAUUUAA
Phodopus roborovskii (desert hamster) is the source of this 8504-nucleotide messenger RNA. It is a transcript of the gene Arhgap31, whose product is annotated as Rho GTPase activating protein 31. Gene Ontology annotation, molecular function: GTPase activator activity. Lineage: Eukaryota; Metazoa; Chordata; Mammalia; Rodentia; Cricetidae. The transcript is spliced from 12 exons. The record is from RefSeq and is a predicted model, not a curated record. Bases 466 to 4743 code for a protein of 1425 amino acids. Gene Ontology annotation, biological process: small GTPase-mediated signal transduction.